AUGGACAUCAACUCUUUACUAUCCCCUUCCGACACUCCACACGCCGCAUCUCCGACUCCUCAAUCGGUCACCCAAUCUCAAUCCCCCUUCAAACAUGUCCAGAGAACCCGCUCAGGCACCCCCUCUACGCAACCCGCUCUCAACUCUCCUCUCUCUCGAGCCAUACAGCCUCCUUCCAGUAUUCCUGCCCAUGUCAGGAGUCCCUCACAACAGCCUGCUCACUCUUCCCCGCUCAUCAGUCCUGUUCCCACAGGCACUGCCACCCACAUCACCCGAUCUUCUUCUACUCAGAGCAUGGACACUCUGGCGGACCUCGCUUCUCUGCAAAAUCCCAGAUCCACUCCUCCAGUUUUGAAGAGUCGCGAUUCUUCUGAUAGUCAGGUAUCCUCUUCGGCUGCCCCUGUCGCCCAUCUACUCUCGGGCGCCACCUCCAAUCCUACCCAUCCCCGCACCUCCUUCGACAUCGCCAUGGUCGAAACACCAAAACAAGCUCUGAGGCUUGACUAUUCAGAUACCUCCCUCUCAUUCGAGUCAAAGUCGCGCCUUGCCAGCCUGGUUGCAUAUAUUCAGGAGACUCCUUCUUCUUACGAUGGCCAUAAAGAAAUCAUCAAUAUCCUGCACCAAGGUUUCGUUAAUCAUAUCUACCCGUCUUCAAGCCCUGGUGCGCGACGAGACCCUAGAGGCUACGAUCUUUUACCGGAGCUACGGCAUGCCCGUGAGACCUUUGACAAAUUGUUUGCUGUGGGCGAGGAUCAGUGGCUCGAUUGGCUGCAAGAUGAAAGCAUUCUCGCUCAGACCGCAGAAGAGCGAGUUGCAGUUGUCGACAAAUGUCGUCGGGCUGUCAGCGAAGAAUACGGAAGUACUAGCCUCUGGAUCACUUAUGGCGAGUGGGUGCUGCAUUGUUACAAAUGGGCCCAGGACAGUUCCGGAGACAUCCAAGGAGAAAAUGUGGAUCAGGACCGCCUGAUUGGACGUGAGAUUUUUGAUUGGAACUUGGUCUUGGAAACCUGGGCCGAAGGGAUCCUCCGGACUCAACUCGAUUUGAGCCGCAGCCAUGAAGUUUGGGACAAGUACAUGAACGUUCGAUUUGGCGAGACUGCUAAGAAGCUUUCUUCAAGCGAGGCCGAGGUCGCUUUGGAGUUAUUUCAAUCACGACUACGUGUACCACACUGCGCCUGGGAUCAGACGUUUUCCUCGUUUUCCACUUUUGUCUCCACAAACUUCCCGGACCACCAAUAUGAAGACACCAUGGCCUCAACACUUCGGGAGUCCGCCAUAGCCAAAAAAAUAUGGUCUGACCGAGAGGCCCUUGAGUCUGCACUCGAAAGCGCUCGCGAGACUGGCGACCAGACUGCUGAGUAUCAGGCCUUUUCGAGAUACCUUGAAUGGGAGCGCUCCGAGGAGGAAAGGGCCAAGAAGAACAGAAAAUCCAAAGGCAAACGGGAUAACACAAACCGCCUUGCCAACACCCUCGACAUGAUCACUCCACUUUAUCACCGAGCAGAGCUUCGAUUUCCCUCCGUGCUCACAAUCUGGGAAGAGCAUAUAGAGUACCUUCUCUCAAAAUCUAACAAUGACGUGUUGCUCGAGGUGCUUGCCAGAGCGGCCAAACAUUGUCCCUGGUCGGGCUCAUUGUGGAAACAGUAUUUGCUCACAUCCGAACUGGCCGAAGCUUCUUUUGAUCAGACAGAAAGCAUAAAACAUAAAGCCACGAGUACUGGACUACUAGAUGCUGCGGGUAUAGAGGAAGCUUUAGUGGUCUAUGACGCAUGGUGUGGCUAUCUGCUUCGGCGCACUAGGAGACCCGAAUCAACCGAGGAAGACUCUGACGUGGCGGAAAUGGGCAUCAGAUCGUCGAUAGAGGCUGUGCAUAGUCUUGCAUCCACAUUGGGCUUAUCAUCUGAUUUCGAUCCGUCAUUCAGGCUGCAGCGGAAGCAUGUCGAGUACCUUAAAUCGCAGCAACGCUUCGAUAAUGCACGCGCCCAAUUCGACGAUUCUAUUGAGGACUAUGGUAAGCACUAUAAAUUUUGGUUGCGCUUCUAUGAGUUUGAGCUUCAAAAGAAUGUCCAAAUGGCCAUAUCUCAUAGUAGCAGUGCAGAGCGUUUGGCAGCUGUCUCUUCAGCACCAUUUGCAGCUGGCGUCCUGAAACAAGGCCUGCAAUACCCUGGACUAGACUAUCCAGAACCGCUUAUUGAAGCGCUUCUCAACCAUUGCGAAGACUAUGAGGACGCGGACGAAUUGCAGAGUGCGCUCAGCUUGGUACACAAAGUGCAAAAGACACUAAUGGUCAAAAGACAUCAAGAGGCUCUCCAGGCCAAGGAAAUCUCAAGUGAAAUGCACCAUGCGGCGUCAGAGGUCGUACAUAAUGCUCAGGAAGCUCCCAACGGAGCGCACAAUGCUAAGCGGAAACGUGAGGACGAUGCUGACAACGUUGAGGAUCCUGCAAAGCGGUAUAAGAGUGAUGAGACUACCGAUACCGUCAAUGAGGCACCAGCUGCUCCAGAAGAAGAAUCCCUCAAGCGUGACCGAGAGCACUCCAGUGUUCUGGUGCAGAACCUACCCGUUAACAGCACAGAAACCAAGAUUCGACAAUAUUUUAGUAGCUGCGGGACCGUCAAACAUUUGAAGAUGUUGCAGGACGAAGAUAAUUCUGUUAUCGUAGAAUUUGAAGACUCGAACGCAGCCAACUUUGCCCUGACGAGAGACGGUCGUGAGUUCGAAGGCUCAGAGUUAUCAAUUACGCUCAACACCGGCUCAACCCUCUACGUGACGAAUUACAUUGCUGCAGCCGACGAGACCUACAUUCGCAAUCUCAUGCGACCUUAUGGAGAGAUUGUCAGUAUUCGCUUUCCCUCUCUAAAAAAGAAUAAGAGGCGAAGAUUUUGCUACGUUGAGUUCAAGCAACGGAGCGAGGCCCAGGCCGCCACUGAACUAGACAACAGAGACAUUGACGGGCUUGAGAUCGUUGUUAAGAUAUCAGAUCCGACUCGGCGACAUGCAAGAACAGAGAACGGCGAGGCAAGAACGUUAUUCGUCGGCCACAUACCUUUCAAGGCUACCUCCAAGGACAUUGAGACGGCCUUUGCAGUAUAUGGGAAGUUGGAGCAGAUCAAGCUCCCUCAGGAUGCAAAAGCCAAGUCCAGAAAUCGUGGCAUUGCAUUUGUAACAUACGUCAACCCUGAAGAUGCUAAAGCUGCUCUCGCCUUGGAUAAAACGAGCUUUCAGGGCCGCAACAUCACCGUCAACGUCGCUGCCGAGGGCGGGUCACGAGCGAACAGAAGCGUUAAUAGUCGAUCGAUGUCUCCGUCGACUCAGCCAGAUCCACAUUCUACACCGAUGUCAAAAGACCUCAAUGCUGAUGUCGUGCAACUAGAGGACCGCCGCUUACGUACGGUUGCCAUCUCAGAUGUUCCUGACACUGUCAAUGAGAGCCGAAUUAGAGCAAUCGCCGAGAAGACUGGUCCAGUACGCAAAGUCAUUCUUAAAACUAACCAUCAAGGAGCAGUCAUCGAGUUUGAAGGCGUUGCUGACGCCGGAAAAGCUUCGAUCGAGCUUGAUGGAUAUGAGAUCGCCCCUGGACGACACAUUCGCGUCACCACCCAGAGAGAAAUGCGACAGCAAAAGCCGGAGUUGAAGGAAGAACAGUUUGUCAAACGUCCUACGGCUAAGAUGCCGGCAACCAAUGGCCCAGUCAAACGUCCUGCUCAACCAGGUGCUCGAAAAGGUGGGCAUCUUGGUCAGCGGUCCGCAACGAUUUUCCAAGUCACUAAAGCAGAUGCUUCCCCCACUACAGGCGAGCAGAAUGAAGUGAAGAAGACCAAUGAAGACUUCAGAUCGCUCGUUAAUAAAUCUUAA
Messenger RNA from Exophiala aquamarina CBS 119918, 3855 nucleotides. RefSeq lists its product as uncharacterized. Gene Ontology annotation, biological process: RNA processing. Bases 1 to 3855 code for a protein of 1284 amino acids. The record is from RefSeq and is a predicted model, not a curated record. NCBI's taxonomy places the organism in Eukaryota, Fungi, Ascomycota, Eurotiomycetes, Chaetothyriales, Herpotrichiellaceae. Gene Ontology annotation, cellular component: cytosol. The transcript has a single exon. Gene Ontology annotation, molecular function: mRNA binding; protein binding.